This is a messenger RNA of Chenopodium quinoa (quinoa), 992 nucleotides long. RefSeq names its product B3 domain-containing protein Os06g0112300-like. The record is from RefSeq and is a predicted model, not a curated record. Bases 229 to 669 code for a protein of 146 amino acids. The transcript has 3 exons. Gene Ontology annotation, molecular function: DNA binding. NCBI's taxonomy places the organism in Eukaryota, Viridiplantae, Streptophyta, Magnoliopsida, Caryophyllales, Amaranthaceae.
AUAUCAUAACAUAAUUAGACACCAAGGAAUUUAAUUCAACAAAUACGGAGUUCAAACUUCAAAACAUUCCCUUCUUCUCACCGGACUCAACUCCGAUCACCGGCCGUCUUCCGUCGGCGUUAGCAUACAACCCCUCUUCUUGAUUCUUCUUCCUCCUAUUCAAGGGUAUCUCUUAUAUGAAUGUUUUGAUUCUUGAUAUGUAUGGAACCUUUUGUAUUAUGAAGAGAUAUGAACGAGGAGGAACAGCAACUUGAUCCUGUAUCUAUAGAUACCGAAGAGGAUGAAGAAAUUGAGCCACUUUCGGGAUAUCCCAUGUUUCAUGUAACUCUUUACAAAUCACACGUCAGUAGUCCAUAUCAAUUGACAAUUCCUGCAGAAAGUGCUCAUAUACUUCCCCAUAAAACAGCCACAGUUACCCUCACUCGUGGCAAAAAGAGUUGGAAAACAACUUAUUUCGGCAGUCAUCCAACCCAUAAAAGAUUUGAUUUUAGCUCGUGGAAAGAAUUUGCUGUUGACAACAAUCUCAAGGUUGGAGAUGUUUGUAUUUUUGAACUCAUUGAACUUAGUGGUGAGGCUUUGAAGCUCAAGGUUCAAGUUCUUCGAGGUGACUUUCCUUCUAUUUUACUAGGAAAUGACGGCACAAGUGAUAACCCCAUAAUUGUUGAGUGAAGAUUAUGAUCAAUCUUCUUUAAGGUCUUGACUUAAAUUUCUUAGCUUAGAAAGAUUUGGCUUUUGUUUAAGAAAGUAUGCAAGCACUGUAUAAUCGCUUGAAUAGGAACAUCCAGUUCAUUGAGGUAAAGCACGUUGGCAACACCGGUCUGUGACAUAGCUCGCUAUGAGUCAAUGACCUUAGCUUGGCCCAAAGUGACAUAGUAUGAUAGUAGUAGUGUAGUACUGGGAAUUUGUAAUAUGGAGUUGGUGUACUGUUAUGUAUAUUGGAUUAUGUAGAGAUUAUGGUUUUAUAAAUGAAGGGAGUGUUAUUAUUAAAAUUA